This is a messenger RNA of Didymodactylos carnosus, 2307 nucleotides long. The record is from the annotation of a GenBank genome assembly. Lineage: Eukaryota; Metazoa; Rotifera; Eurotatoria; Philodinida; Philodinidae.
AUGUCUAGUAAUCCAAUAGAUCGUUUACGCGCUGGACAAACGGUUGAUAUCCAACGUUCAAACGGCCGCAUUCAUCAGGCUGUUAUAACAUCCGUCAAUCAAGAAGCUAAAAGUGUUACAGUGGAAUGGCAAGAACGUAAUGAAGGAAAAGGAAAAGAGGUUGAUUUAGAUGCGAUUAUACAAUUAAAUCCAAAUUUAUUUUCAAGCACGCCAUCUCAAAUGAAUGGAGGUGGUGGUAGUAGCGAUAAUAAUAACGCGAACGAUCAAGAUCAUCAUUAUACAAAUGGUGGAACAGUUUCAAAUACAAAUCGUCGUACAAAACAACAACAGCCAUCUCCGUCAGAUCAGUACGAUAAUGCUGCGCCGACUCCAUCAGUUCCGACAAAUCAACAACAGCAGCGAAGUCGUCCACAACAACAACUUAAUCGACCAAUUAGUAUAUCGAAUGCAGGUAUGCAAGUAAAUAACGAUGAACAAAAUGAACGAAAUAACCAACGAGGAGUAAAUAAUGCUAUUAUUCCAACACCAGUUAAACAGCAACAACAACAAUUACAACAGCAGCAAAUAUUAGCGCAACAACAACUAGAAGGGAAAUCAAAAGUUGUUAAAGAAAUUGAACGUAUCGCACAAAAACGUGAAGAACGUCGUGCUAAACAAGAUGAACGUCGACAAAAAUUAGCUGAAAUUGAUCAAUCAAUUCCUGCAUGGGAAUUUCAAGCCAUGGUCCAAGAAUAUCGUCAACAAUUAGAUACCAAGUUACUACAAAUGAAUGAGCCACAAAAAGAUCUGAAAAUAUGUGUUUGUGUACGUAAACGGCCAAUAACCAAAAAGGAAUUAGCCAAAAAAGAUAUCGAUGUAUUAACAAUACCAAAUAAAGAUUUAGUGAUUGUUCAUUUACCAAAAGUUAAAGUUGAUUUAACUAAAUAUAUUGACAAUCAAAAAUUUCGUUUUGAUUAUGGUUUUCACGAAACGUGUAACAAUGAAGUGGUUUAUCAUUUCACAGCUCAACCACUUGUACACACAUUAUUUCAAGGCAAUAACCCAAUGGUAUUUGCUUACGGCCAAACGGGCAGUGGAAAAACGUAUACCAUGGGUGGAGAUUUAAGUCAACGUGAUAUUGAUUUUUCGAAAGGCAUUUAUGCAUUAACAGCAAAUGAUAUAUUUCGUAUAUUAAAUACAAAAUAUAAACAACAAUUUGAUGUUUACUGUACGUUUUUUGAAAUUUAUUGUACAAAAGUGUUCGAUUUAUUUAAUGAUAAAAAACGUUUACGUGUAUUAGAAGAUCAUAAGCAACAAGUACAAGUUGUAGGCAAAAAAGAAGAACAUGUUGAAACUGUUGAAGAUGUCAUGCAAUUAAUUCGACGGGGAAUGAGUGUUCGAACUUCGGGAACAACAUCAGCAAAUGAACAUUCAUCACGUUCACAUGCUGUCUUUCAAAUAACGUUAAAGAAGAAAAAUUCAGUAAAAGAAUAUGGAAAAAUAUCAUUAAUCGAUUUAGCUGGUAGUGAACGUGGACGAGAUACACAAACAACUGAUAAAGUGACACUUAUGGAAGGUGCUCAAAUCAACAAAUCAUUAUUAACAUUAAAAGAAUGUAUUCGUUCAUUAGGACGCAAUGCUGAACACGUUCCGUUUCGUGGUUCAACAUUGACAAAAGUAUUACGCGAUUCAUUUAUUGGUGAAAAAUCGAAAGUGUGCAUGAUUGCCAUGGUCUCUCCGGGUAAUAGUGAUGCCGAACAUACAUUAAAUACACUACGUUAUGCUGAUCGUGUUAAAGAAUUAAAUGCAGAUGAAAUUAAAAUACGCAGUAAUGGUGGCGGCGGUGACAUUGAUAACGGAGGUGUAGGCGGUGGUCCACUAUAUGAAGAGGAUGAAAUGGAUGAUGAUGAUGAUAUGGAUGAUUUUGCUGGUUUAACAAUUAGUGCACCUCAACCAACAACCAGACAACAACCUCCAACAACAGUAGCUCCAAAACAAUCAAUAAUGAAACGUCAAACCGGUCAUCAAAUGAAAUCGGAAGCAACAAGAAAAUUUGAAGAUGCUAUUGCUCGAAGUCAGGACAUUGAAGAUCAAACACUAGAAUCUCAUAGUGCUCUAAUCGAUAUGUUACCACAAAUUGUUAGCGAUCAUCAAGGUUUGUUAGAUUUAUCAACAAAUAUGAACUAUGAUAGGGAUAAUUAUGCCAAAUGUUUAAUUGAAUUAAUUGAAGAUCAACAGCAAUAUUUAGCAGAAUUACGAGCAAAAGCAUUGCAGAUGAGAGAAGCUGUAUCAUAUGAAGAUUUAUGUGCGAAAGCUUUGCCGAAAUAA